UCCUUUUUAAUUUGCUCUGUGAAAGUGUAGUGUUCUCCGUUGGGGCUAAGGCGUACAAUCCUUUUCAAUCCUGUUGGAAAGAAAGCAACCUGCACUAAUUUUUAAUUGGAAACUAUUUCAUAAUAUUUUUUGAAGUUACACUAUGUCGUCUGAACUUGCUUGCGUGUACUGUGCCUUAAUCUUGCACGACGAUGAUGUGCCCAUCACAGGUGAGAAAAUUCAAGCAUUGCUUGAUGCUGCUGGUGUGACGGUCGAACCAUUCUGGCCUAGUAUGUUUGCCAAGGCAUUGGAAGGUCGUAACAUUGGUGAUUUGCUGUGUAGUGUUGGUACACCAGGAAGUGGGGGUGGUGGUGCCCCAGCUGCUGGAGGAACAGGUGCUGCCGAUGCUCAAGAUGAAGAAUCAAAAGAAGAGAAGAAAGAAGAAACGAAAGAGGAAUCUGAAGAAUCAGACGAUGACAUGGGAUUUGGUCUCUUUGAUUAAAAGAUCAUCGAAAAGAUGGCAUGUAGUUUAAAGAAAAUAAAUAUCAAAACCAAA
Messenger RNA from Xenia sp. Carnegie-2017, 535 nucleotides. RefSeq names its product 60S acidic ribosomal protein P1-like. Gene Ontology annotation, cellular component: cytosolic large ribosomal subunit; ribosome. The record is from RefSeq and is a predicted model, not a curated record. The transcript has 3 exons. Bases 143 to 481 code for a protein of 112 amino acids. Gene Ontology annotation, biological process: translational elongation; cytoplasmic translation. Gene Ontology annotation, molecular function: protein kinase activator activity; structural constituent of ribosome; ribonucleoprotein complex binding. NCBI's taxonomy places the organism in Eukaryota, Metazoa, Cnidaria, Anthozoa, Malacalcyonacea, Xeniidae.